GAGUCUUCUCGUGGCGUCUGCUACUCUGCUCCACCGCAAAUCUUCAAGAGGAAUAGCAUUCCGUUUACCUUCAGCUUUCCUAAUCCGCAAAGGCCCAAACUAAACAUCAGAGUUGAAGAAUAGAACGAUUUUAGCAUUUGAUUUCGACUGACGCCUCAUGGAUGCAAGUAGGGAUUUAAUAAUAGAGCUGCCGAUAGAGAUAAAGGACAGAAUUUUAGAGUGUUUGCCCACCCGAGACGCCGCCAGAACUGCUCUUCUCUCAAGGCACUGGAAUGAUGCUUGGUUGCAGCAUGGGCGGCUUGUGUUCGAUCGGGAAUUCUUGGAAAGUCUCCAACAGCGCCAAGAUGAUAAGAAAAUCUUGGAUGGUAGAACCUCCGUGAACAUAAUCAAUAAUAUCCUGUUUCACCGUGCUUGGCCGGUUAAGAAAUUUACUCUACACAUUCCAUGUGCUGAUCUUAUGCAGCAGUCUGAUUUUGAUAGGUGGUGUCUUUUUCUUUCACAAAAUGGUGUGGAGGAACUUGACAUAUUUUUAUAUAGUGAUCUAGCGCCAGUUUAUGAGCUGCCAUUUUGUUUACUCUCUUGCAGGACAAUUAAGAAACUGAUAGUCCAAGGUGUGAUUAUUGAUUUGCCUGUAAAUGCUUGUGAUAUAUUUUCCAAUGUCACUUCAUUAGAGUUCUUUUAUGUUAAAUUUAAGCGCGGUGUUAAUGAAAUUGCCUCUAGUAUUAGUAUUCCUAAUCUUGAGAAGCUGGCUUUCGAAGAUUGUGAUGAGAUCGAUGAGUUUGAGAUCAGUAGUCCUCCAAAGCUUGAAAUGUUAUCUGUUAUUGAUUUUAUGUAUGAUGUAUAUGCUUCGAGAUGGUUGACACCGCAUUUGAAAGCCAUUAAGACUCUUCGGUUGUGUGGCUCUUUGUUGAGGUAUAUGGAUGCAUCUAUGUUUCCAACUGCAAUAAAUCUGCAAGUGAUGAAGCUACAUGAAUUAAAUAUUGAUUGUCGGGAGGAGCUUGCCGUUGCUAUGCAAUUGCUUAAAAGAUGUCCUAACCUAUGUGAACUGCAUAUUUUGGCGCAGGAGUUCGGUUCGAAGGAUUACAAAGAAGCUGCUUCAAGGCUUUUGGAGGAUCCAGAUAGUUGCUUUGUUAGUAAUGAGCUGAGAAUGCUUAACACAAUCAAGAUUGAAUCAAAGUGUGCAUCUGCGCUCCAAAUGCUUUUUAUAAAAAUGUUACUUUCAAAAUCUCCUGCGCUAGAGAGAUUUGUUCUGAAGUUUUGGGAUAUGAAUGCCCUCGAGGUGAGAAAAAUCCAAAGGAAGUUGGAAUGCUUUCCGCGUGCAUCUUCAAACGCACAUUAUAUUGUCUUCACGGACAAUGAUAAUGAUUCUAUGGGUAUGGAUUACUGGCAACAUUGGUUUAGCCUUUCACAGACUUGGUGAAUCUCCAUGGGUUCAAUCUUUAGAAAUGUAAGCAAUGGUAGUGUUGGAAGUUGAAAUGUUUUCUA
Messenger RNA from Ipomoea nil (Japanese morning glory), 1485 nucleotides. Its product is annotated as F-box/FBD/LRR-repeat protein At1g13570-like. The coding region runs from base 158 to 1420 and encodes 420 amino acids. The transcript is spliced from 4 exons. Gene Ontology annotation, molecular function: protein binding. NCBI's taxonomy places the organism in Eukaryota, Viridiplantae, Streptophyta, Magnoliopsida, Solanales, Convolvulaceae. The record is from RefSeq and is a predicted model, not a curated record.